Molecule: messenger RNA, 1614 nt
Organism: Aethalodelphis obliquidens (Pacific white-sided dolphin)
Lineage: Eukaryota; Metazoa; Chordata; Mammalia; Artiodactyla; Delphinidae
Product: inosine-5'-monophosphate dehydrogenase 2-like
Exons: 4
Coding region: 1-1608 (535 amino acids)
Biological process (GO): GTP biosynthetic process
Cellular component (GO): cytoplasm
Molecular function (GO): IMP dehydrogenase activity
Source: RefSeq, a predicted model, not a curated record
AUGGGCACAGAGGGCACCUGUGCCUUCAGACCAGCCAGCGACCUCCGGACCUCCGUAGCUAUAGAGAUCAGGCGUGGCCGCCCAGAGACGGUGCCGCACCUGCGCAGAACUUCCUGGCCCAGCAACCAACGCGUCAGACCUGCCGGACGCUGGCGUGGACGGCAACAUCCGCACGGUGCAGAGGAGAGUCUGUGUGAUACAGUUAAGCAGGUUAACAUAAGACGCGUCUGUGAGAGGCUGGUGGUUGUCCUGGAGUCAGUACCCACUGGAAGUCGCGGCUCCCAGAAGGCUGCGUGGAUCCGGUUAGGGAAGCUUCUAGGUGUGGAGCGCCUGCCACAGGAGGGGCUCCAGUGGCAGUGGCAAACUUCAGCACAGUUCGGGGGACCGGCAUUCCUAGAGGAUGUGACAUUGACCUCAGCAGGGUUUUCAGUGGCAACAAUGGCACGAGCCACCAGCAGGAGCUUUUCGAGGACAUCAGGGACCCUGGACAUGUAUAUAAAAAUUUUGGCUCUGCGGCGUGGUCCUCGGAGACGCUCGGCCUUGCCCUGUGCCAGCCACGGCCGACUACCUGAGAGCAGUGGCACAUCCUACAUGCCAGACGAUAGACUCACUGCACAGCAGCUGUUCAACUGCACGGACAGUCUCACCUACAGCGACUUUCUCAUUCUCCCCGGGUACGUCGACUUCACUGCAGACCAAGUGGACCUGACCUCUGCUCUGACUAAAAGUACCACUCUGAAGACCCCACUGGUUUCCUCACCCAUGGACACAGUCACAGAGGCUGGGAUGGCCAUAGUAAUGGCGCUUACAGGCGGUAUUGGCUUCACCCACUACAACUGUACAUCAGAAUUCCAGGCCAAUGAAGUUCGUGAAGUGAAGAAAUAUGAGCAGGGAUUCAUCAUGGACCCUGUGGUCCUCAGUCCCAAGGAUCGAGUGUGGGAUGUCUUUGAAGCCAAGGCCCGGCAUGGCUUCUGUGGUAUCCCCAUCACUGACACAGGCCGGAUGGGGAGCCACCUGGUGGGCCUCAUCUCCUUAAGGGACAUUGAUUUUCUCAAGGAGGAGGAGCGUGACCGGUUUUUGGGAGCGAUCUUGAUGAAGAGGGAAGACUUGGUGGAAGCCCCUGCAGGCAUCACAUUGAAGGAAGCAAAUGAAAUUCUGCAGCACAGCGAGAAGGGAAAGUUACCCAUUGUAAAUGAAGAUGAUAAGCUGGUUGCCAUCAUUGCCCAGACAGUCCUGAAGAAAAACCGAGAUUACCCACUGGCCUCGAAAGAUGCCAAGAAGCAGCUGCUGUGUGGAGCAGCCAUCGGCACUCAGGAGGAUGACAAGUAUCAGCUGGACUUGCUAGUCCAGGCUGGUGUGGACGUGAUGGUUUUGGACUCUUCCCAGGGAAACUCCGUCUUCCAGAUCAACAUGAUCAAAUACAUCAAAGAGAAAUACCCCAGUCUCCAAGUCAUUGGAAGCAAUGUGGUCACAGCUGCUCAGGCCAAGAACCUCACUGGUGCUGGUGUAGAUGCCCUGAGGGUGGGAAUGGGCAGUGGCUCCAUCUGCAUCACUCAAGAAGUGCUGGCCUGUGGGCGGCCCCAAUCAACAGCAGCGUACAACGUGUGAGAAUAU